This is a messenger RNA of Rangifer tarandus platyrhynchus (Svalbard reindeer), 3651 nucleotides long. The record is from the annotation of a GenBank genome assembly. Lineage: Eukaryota; Metazoa; Chordata; Mammalia; Artiodactyla; Cervidae.
AUGCCGUGGCUGAGCGGCGGCCGGCGGCGGCGGCGGGGACAGCCCCGCGAGGCCCCGCGGGAGCCACCGCAGCCGGCACAGCCCCCGCGGGAGCCGCCGCCGGCCGCGCCCCCCGCCGCGGCCCCCGUGCCCCCCGCGCCCUCGGCGCCCUCCGCGCCGCCACCGCCUCGGGCCCGGGAGAGCGCCGAGCUGCCGCUGCCUGCCGGCUGGGAGGAGGCGCGCGACUACGAUGGCCGAGUCUUCUACAUCGACCACAACACGCGCCAGACGUCGUGGAUCGACCCCCGCGACCGGAUAACAAAGCCAUUGACCUUUGCUGACUGUGUUGGGGAUGAACUUCCUUUAGGAUGGGAAACUGUAUAUGAUAAACAAAUUGGAAUUUAUUACAUGGACCACAUAAAUAAGCUGACCCAGAUUGAGGAUCCCAGAGAGCAGUGGAGGCGGGAGCAGGAACGGAUGCUAAAGGAGUAUUUAAUUGUAGCCCAGGAGGCUCUCAAUGCCAAGAAAGAAAUCUACCAGAUUAAGCAGCAGCGCUUCGAGCUGGCCCAGGAGGAGUACCAGCAGCUGCACAAGAUGUGUGAGGACGACAGCCGCUCGUACACCAGCUCCUUCUCUGGAUAUUCAGCAAAUACAAAGUACGACCCAUACCAAAUUAAGGCAGAGAUAGCAAGUCGUCGGGAUAGGCUUUCCAGAUUAAAACGAGAGCUGACCCAGAUGAAGCAAGAACUGCAGUACAAAGAGAAGGGAGUGGAGACCCUGCAAGAGAUUGAUCGCAAGAUGUCUAAUGCUCAUACCAACUACAAACUGGAUGAGGCACAGGCUAUAAUGAGUGAGCUUAGGACCAUCAAGAAAGCCAUUUAUACAGGCGAGAAGGAAAGGCGGGACCUGAUGCAAAGCCUGGCCAAGCUGACUGAUGGCUUCAGGAAUAGCUGUUCUCUUACCGACCCUCUGCAGGAGUUCCCUCCCGGCGCAGGCGCACUGGGCGAGUCUUUAUCUCACCAGUUUUGCGAUGCUGGCUCUCAGACUGACAUCAUAGGCGAGUUCGUCUUUGAUGAUAAAACAAGGCUUGUGGAUCGAGUCAGGCUUAACUGGCAGUAUGAGGAAGCCAGAAAGAGAGUCUCGAACAUCCAGCAGCAGCUGGCCCAGCUGGAGAGCGAGUCGUGGCCGGGCCUGGCUGAGGCCGACAGGGACCGGCUGCAGCUCGUCAAGGAGAAGGAGGCCCUGCUUCAGGAGCUACAGCUCAUCAUCCAGCAGAGGCGACCAGCGGAGGACGUGGUGAGACUGGAGGAGGAGCGGCGGCGCCUGGAGGAGGAGAUCCAGCGUGCCCGGGCCACGUCCAUGCAGGGCGCCACCGAAAGGAUUCUGCUUCAGGAAAAAAGAAACUGUCUCCUGAUGCAGCUGGAAGAAGCCACCCGCCUAACGUCCUAUCUCCAGUCCCAGUUACAAAGCCUUUCUGCCAGCACCCUGACUGUGUCCUCGGGGAGCAGCCGUGGCUCCCUGGCCUCCAGCCGUGGCUCUCUGGCUUCCAGCCGGGGCUCACUGAGCUCUGUCAGUUUCACCGACAUCUACGGGCUCCCACAGUACGACAAGCCUGACACCGAGGGUGGCCCGCUCCUGCGCUUUGACCUCGUGCCCUUCGACUCCCUGGGCCGGGAUGUGGGCCUGGCGGACACCGCGGGGCCCCCGGGCCUGCACAAGCCGAGGCGCUCCCUGGACACGCCACAGUCUCUGGCCUCCCUGUCCUCGCGGUCCUCCCUGUCCUCACUGUCCCCUCCCAGCUCGCCCCUGGACACGCCCUUCCUCCCGGCCUCGCGAGACUCGCCCCUGGCCCAGCUCGGUGAUGGCUUUGAGGUGGCAGGCCUGGGCGCCCUGGACAGGCUGCGGGCUCAGGCCGCCACUGUGGGGGACGAAGACCUGCCGGGUGCUGCAGCCCUGCCGCCGCAUGGGUGCCCCGGGGACGGGGAAGGAUCUCAUGAGCGAGGACCCCAAGUGGCCACGGCUCCCACAGCUGCAGCAGUGACCCUUCGAGAAGACAGCGCCCAGAGGCUGGAGCAGAGACCGUGCCACAUGUCCACCUGCCGGUCUGAUUACUCCCUGGCCAGCGACAGUGGUGUGUUUGAACCUCCCAACAAAAGGAGUGAGGAUGCUGACGAGCCUGUUCGUGGAGAUGCUUGCAGUAACGAGGGUCCCCAGAUCUAUGUUGGCUUUCUGCUUGACAGGGCCAAUGAGUGUCUCCUUGUGAACGUGCUCCAACUGAAGAACUUUGCUGGGCUGAUGGUAAAGGAAGACUGCAGAAUACACAUCCGUGUCUAUCUGCCUCCGCUUGACUCCAGCACACCAAAUACUUACUGCUCGAAGGCUCUGGAAUUGCAAGCCCCCCUGGUAUUUAAUGAAGUGUUCAGAAUCCCUGUGCAUUCAAGCAUGGUGACGUUGAAGUCUCUUCAGUUAUACGUGUGCUCCGUGAACCCACAACUGCAGGAGGAACUGCUGGGCAUUGCUCAGAUUAACCUGACUGAUUACGAUUCAAGCGAGAUGCAGCUGCGAUGGUACUCAGUCCAGGUGUUCACUGGCCCCGAGCCACCCCGGCGGGAAGAGGAGCAGCCAGGAGACUGUGCUGCCCGGGACCUGACACUGGCUGCUUGUGGGAAGACAGAUGCAGUGACGGUGCUACUGGCGAGAACCACAGCGCAACUGCAGGCAGUAGAGAGAGAGCUGGCCGAGGAGCGUGUGAAGCUGGAGUACACGGAGGAGGAGAUCCUGGAGAUGGAGCGCAAAGAGGAGCAGGCUGAGGCCGUGUCUGAGAGGAGUUGGCAGGCAGACUCGGUGGACAGUGGCUGUAGCAGCUGCGCCCAGACCAGCCCCCCGCACCCAGAGCCCUGCUGCGUUGGUGUUGACUCUAUCCAUGGACACACGUUUGCUGGCCAGGCAGAUACUUAUGGCCCCGAGAAACUUCAGCCCCCAGCUCUUAAGGUUGAUAAGGAGACCAACACAGAAGAUCUCUUCCCUGAAGAGGUAGCAAGUCUUCGGAAGGAAAGGCCCAGCCGCAGGGCCCGCGGCUCGCCCUUUGUUCGGAGCAGCACCAUUGUCCGUUCUCAGACUUUCUCGCCUGGAGCACGAAGCCAGUACGUUUGCAGACUUUAUCGUAGUGACAGUGACAGUUCCACACUGCCUCGGAAGUCCCCCUUUGUGCGAAAUACUCUGGAAAGACGAACCCUUCGCUAUAAGCAGCCCUGCAGGUCUUCCCUGGUGGCGCUGGCAGCGCGCACAUCCCUAGACUUGGAGCUGGACCUCCAGGCGUCGCGGACGCGGCAGCGGCAGCUGAACGAGGAGCUGUGCGCCCUGCGCGAGCUGCGCCAGCGCCUGGAGGACGCCCAGCUCCGCGGCCACACCGACCUGCCGGCCUGGCUGCUGCGAGACGAGCGCUUCCGGAGCCUGCUGCGGGAGGCCGAGCGGCAGACGAGACAGACCAAACUUGACUUCCAUCAAGAACAGGCAGCCGAGAAGAUGCUGAAGAAGGCCUCUAAGGGGGUGUGCCAGCUGCGUGGGCAGAACCUCAAAGAGCCCAUCCAAGUGCAGACGUUCAGGGAGAAGAUAGCAUUUUUUACAAGACCAAGGAUUAAUGUACCUCCUCUGCCUGCCGAUGAUGUUUGA